This is a messenger RNA of Mytilus californianus (California mussel), 2908 nucleotides long. RefSeq names its product vesicular glutamate transporter 1-like. Gene Ontology annotation, biological process: monoatomic anion transport; regulation of synapse structure or activity; synaptic transmission, glutamatergic. Bases 262 to 1959 code for a protein of 565 amino acids. The transcript has 12 exons. Gene Ontology annotation, molecular function: neurotransmitter transmembrane transporter activity; L-glutamate transmembrane transporter activity. The record is from RefSeq and is a predicted model, not a curated record. Gene Ontology annotation, cellular component: excitatory synapse; synaptic vesicle membrane. Lineage: Eukaryota; Metazoa; Mollusca; Bivalvia; Mytilida; Mytilidae.
AAUAUCAUGUAUGACGUGUCGUCAAUUUAGAUUUUAGAUUUUAUAUCUAUUUUCCCUUAGUAUUUACCGUGACAUUUAUUAAAUUGAUAUUAUUACAUAGACAGUCGACGAAGAGCGAUGCUACAACGGCAACAUAUGUUCCUUUCACAAACUCUGGAUUUAUAAUUCAUCAUUUUCUUAAGGAACAAAAAAGAAUCAAUUAUCUUCAUUCUAUAUUGAUUUUUUUUCAAUUUAUAAAAGGCACGAUGAAAAUGGAAUAAUAUGGAAAAUAAAAGUGAUGAAGUUAAAUUUGUAGAUCAGGGAAAUGACAUUGGUAAUUAUGGAAUAGUAGAUGAAGAUGAGAUCGAAAAUGUAGAUGGAAUCAAGAUGAAAAAAGAAAAAGAUGAUAGUGUAGAGGAUACGAAUUCUAGCUGUUUGAUGUGCAAAGGAUGCUACGUUCCAAAACGAUUUGUUGUGACAGCCAUGACUUCAUUGGGAAUGCUCUUAACCUAUGCCAUGAGAUCAAAUUUCGGAGUAACAGUGAUAACCAUGUUAGAUAAUAGUGCUCAUAUGAAAGUACACGAAGCAGCAAUGUUUAACUUACCAACAGUACAAUGGGAUACCAGAGAGAUUGGCUUUCUACAUGCUGUAUUCUAUAUUGGAUAUAUAAUAACACAUAUCCCUGGUGGCUAUCUGACAACUAUAUGGGCUAGUCAUAGAAUAUUUGGUGGCUGUAUUCUGUUUUCGGCCGUUAUGAAUUUAUUACUACCAGUUUUUGUUGAGGAGGUUGGCUACAUAGGAACGUGUUGUCUCCGUGGAUUCCAAGGCAUGGGAGAAGGUUUACUGUACCCGGCGUGUUAUGGUCUUCUUCGACAUUGGUCUACUACAAAAGAAAGGGGGAGACUUGUUUCAGCAGUGCUUACAGGUAGCUAUGCAGGUGCUAUUAUUGGCUUCCCGAUGGCGGGAUUCAUUACACAUUAUAUUGGUUGGCAGUAUGUGUACUAUGUAUGUGGAGGUGUAUGUAUAGUAUGGUAUUUCAGCUGGUUGUGUUUAGUGUAUGAGAAACCUUCACAUCACACUACUAUCAGUGAUGAAGAGUACAACUACCUGUGUGACGCCCAAGGAAGUGACGUCAUCGAUUAUGUUAAUUUGAAAAUACCAUGGGCUCAGAUUUUAACAUCACUUCCCGUUAUAGCUCUCUGUAUAUGUCAUUUUGCCAGAAACUGGAUAUUCGUGUUUAUGUUAACAAAUGAACCAUAUUAUCUUAAUAACUUUGGAUUUUCUAUAGCUGAGUCAGGUUCCUAUUCUUCAAUACCUCAUAUAGUGAAAGUUUUAGUAGCUUUUGGUAGUGGUUACAUAGCUGACUUGCUACUUCUGCGAUGUUCACCUACUGUUGUCAGAAAGCUGUUGACUGGUAUAGGGUUUAGUAUCGUAGCCUUGAGUUUUUUUAUCCUGACAUUUUGUGAGACCGGCGUUAGUGCUAUUUUGGUUCUUUGUAUAGCUGCUGGAUUUUUCGCUGUUUCCAUUUCAGGAUGGCAAAUCAAUCACUAUGACCUCUCAGCCAGAUAUGUAGGUAUUCUGGUAAGCGUUACCUCAGCUUUUGGUACACUUGGUGCAAUAGCCGUUCCCUUGGUAACAGGAGAGUUAACGAAAGAUAGGACUCUUGAUGGAUGGGAUGACAUAUUCUACGUUACCAUGGCAAUAUUUUUAUUCAGUGCACUGGUGUUUGUCAUUUUUGGAUCUGGUAAUGAGCAGCCAUGGGCUAGACCACCGCCUAAUAUUGAGUUGGUACAGAAAAUUGACCCUCUUGCCAGAAAGCCAUAUAGAACAUUUAUUCAACAAAAAUCAGCUAAUACCAAAGAAACCCUGCAAGCAGAAUCAAUAGACGGAAAAGCGCAACAAAAAGAUGAUAGAAUUCAUGAACUAGUAGAUAGACUGACAGAACAACUUUCAGCUGAAGAAAUCAAAAAAGAUAGUUGAUGCAAUCAAAUAUAGUCAAACCUGCCAUAAAGGUGACCUCAGCUCUAUUUAGUAAUAAAACUGGCUUGUCAGGUCAACUCUGUUUAACUAAAACAAGUCCGAUCACUCUCUCCUUUUACUGCUGUAGUAAUACCUAUGCAUUUUGAUCACCAGUUCAAAGGUUAUAAGUCCAGUUUUUCCUGCUUUCGUGUGGGACUUUUAUAUCAAGUUUGAGUGUACAUGUAUUUUACUGGAUCAUUUUAAAUUGAACAUUUAGAAAAAUUCAGUAUUUAUUGCGAGGUCUUAAGGGACUCGAAUAAUGCGACUUGGUGAUUAUCACAAUAAUAAGAACUCGCAUUCUGAUAUCUGAUAUGGAUAUCUGUAUGAAGAUUUUCCUGAAAUCGCAAUAACUAAUUUCGUAUUUUGUCAAUUCUUCAAAAAUUGCAAUAAUAAAUGCACGCAAUAAUUUUUGAAUUUACAGUACUCAAAAUGAACAACUCAAUACUGGUAAUAUGAGUUAUUGUUCAAUUAAUUGUGCAAUGUAUCCAUAUUCAUUUAUUUAUUCAUUGAUAAGUUUUUUGGAAUUUGUCAAAAAAAAGUUACAUAAGAGUUUGGUAAGGCGUUACCUGUUACUUCUAGUCAUGAUUAUGUUCCUUACUUAAAACAAAGGAUGUGUGCAGUAUACCAGGUGAUAAAAUAAAACUGUGGAUAUUCAUAUUGAUAAGAAAAAAAUAUGAUUUAGGAGAAGAAACUGUUUUCAUUGAAAGAGAAGAAAUUAACCAAGACAGAUUUUCCUGGUCCUUGUAUAUUUAUGUAUCUAAAAUUGAUUAACAUUUUUGUCUUUCUUAAUAGUUGUAAUCAAAGUUUUGGACAAAUAACCUGUCCACUAUAAAGAAAUCUCUGUGAGUCAAGUGACUGUGAUAGAACGUCGAAAGUUAUAAUGUUAUUAUUAAAAAAAAAAGUUUUAAAA